Cladocopium goreaui is the source of this 1785-nucleotide messenger RNA. The record is from the annotation of a GenBank genome assembly. Lineage: Eukaryota; Dinophyceae; Suessiales; Symbiodiniaceae.
CAGGUUGGUCAGAUGGAAAAGAAGACUCCCCGCUCGGAAACAAGAAGUGUUGCAAUGCGGGAGAACCCCUUUCCAGUCAAGGUCAUCGAACCCGGAUUGCAGCUGGAUAUUGAAGAAUCUCAAACCUCCAACAAGGAAGAUUACGACCGAAUUCUUCAAAAUGUUGCAGGAUUUGAGCCUUCGCAUAUGCCGGAGCCCGGUGAUGUCAGGACGUCCCAGGAGAACUUUCGCAAGUUCAAUUGCCGCUUGCGGGCAGAGAUGGCCCUGGCGAUGUGGUAUCAGGUUGUUCAGCAAAGCCUUCCAGACCCAAAGCGGUUGGCUCGUGCAAUACUGGCAGAUGAUAGCAGAACAACCUUGAACAAGAACUUUUCACAUUCAAAAUUCAGCGACUACCAUUUGGCACAGCUUGCAGCCGCACUCCCAAGCAACCUUCGGCAUUUGCAACUCUCGUUUUGGUGUGGCCAAAUCGGCACUCCAGGAAUCCGAGCCCUUUCAAAGAGUCUCUCACAACUCAAGCAUUUGGAGACCUUGAUGCUGGAUUGCCAGAUGUGUUCACAGAUUGGUCAAACAGGUGUAGAUGCUCUUGGCUUGUGCUUGCCGGCAACAAUAACAGUCCUUCGAUUGAACUUUCACGCAGCGAAUCUCCGCAACAUCAAUGGUUUGGCGAAGGGCAUUUCAAAUUUGAAGAAUUUACGCGCUCUCAGCAUCGAUGUUGGAGGCAUCGAGAAUAUGGAUCACAGGCAAGUGGGCACGCUUGCAGAGAGCUUUCCGCCGCGCUUGAUGAAUCUACAUCUUGGACUGAGGGGCUGCCCGUAUUUCACAAGCUCUGGAGUGCAAUUGCUAGUAUUGAGCCUUCCUGCAGAAAUGUCAAUGCUUUCUUUGAACUUCAGCGUAUGCGAUCAGAUCAACAACGAUGCCGUCAGAUGGCUGGCUUUCAAAAUGCCAUGCUUGCUGAAGGUGCUGUGGAUAGAUCUGUCAGACUGCGUCCAAGUUGAUGACACCUCUGCAAUUCUGCUGCUGCAAAGACUGCCACCUACUCUCAAAGGUGUGAAGAUCAAGCUAACUGGCACUCGGGUCUCUCAGCCAAUACAGAGGGCAGGCAGAAAGCUGGAGACGAUUCGCCGGCUGCUCGAAUCUCAAGAAAGGAAGCCUGGUUUGCUCGGUCUUCGACAGAAGAGUCCGAUGAGAAGUGCUGGCACUACGAACACCAUUGACAUGGCGGAAUUCAAGUUUGCAUCGUCAACCUAUGCGUCCCAGACUCACUUUGCCCAACCUAUGGAACAGUACAGGGCUGCUGCAUCUGCCUGCGCAAAGCCUUGUGCUGGGUCUUCCAUCCGCUUUCUUCUGUCGGUCACACAGAGAUCUCAAGGUUCGGAGAACGCGAAGAACUCCAAAGGCCUCCUCGCAAUGUCAAAGGCAGAUUCAGUCACCAACACUAGCAAUCGACGGUGCAAAACAGCUCCAGCUGCCUGGAAGAAGGAUUCUGUCAAGCGAUGCGCAACUUGUUUUUGAGGUUUCUCCGGAGAUCAUGUCCGCGUCAAUUUGUUGGUUGUGAAUGCACUGGAAAGUCAGAUCAGUGUUUUGAAGCAAACAUCAGCCUAGGCUUAAAGCCUAUUCUGCUAAUUUAGGCAUUGCAGCGAAAUGACGUCAAGCGUUUUCGUCGCCGAAGUCUGCAAGUUUGUUUUGACAGGUUCUGCCAAGCAGGUACCACUUUUUCACUCGGGGCCCUUCAGAGUCGGGCCAUAGUUAGUUUAGCAUGAUGCAACAAUGCUUGCGUGUUCAAAA